CCACCAAGCAACGCCAACGGGGAUCCUCAGAAACACGCCCCCCAAAACCGCCGCUUGUCGCUCCUUUCUCGAUUGUUGUAUUGGCCGUCCUUCUGCACUCGCUCGUGGGGCCCUUUGUCUGAUUCGAUCGCUAAAAGUUUGAUUUCCUUCUUUCUCCAGCCUGCUUCUGCGCAAGUGAAAACAGGGCAGCAGCAGCAGCAGCACGACUAUUGUGCAAGCGACUCCCGACUAUUGCCGAGUGGACUGUCCAAGAGGGUGCAUUGUUGGCUGCAUUCCUGAACGCGAUAGCAAACGGCUGGCAGGGUCGAGGAACAAGUACCUCAUCAUCCAUCCACGUGCCAAGCUCCACCAUCACGUUAUCAAGGUUGAAACAUCAGGGUGCGUCAUGUCGACCACAUUAUCAUCGACAGAGACUUAUUCACUUUUGUCUCUGUCGGUUGCAUGCAUUGGAAUUCUGGCGAAUACGCUGCAAGGGGAAGGGGAACCACUCGUUGCCUCUAUAGCGUUCAGUGGACUAGCCUUUGCAUUCAGCUAUGCUCUGAUACGAUGGCUGGGGCACGCUUUUAUCAGGCGUGGGUUCAAAGGCAAAGACCUUUGUAAGCUCAAGCAGACGGAGAUUCCUGAAACUAUGGGUGCAGUGAGUGCUAUCGUCUAUCUCUUCGUCCUGAUUGUCUUCAUACCAUGGCCCUUUUACAAAGACAUUGUUGUUGCAACAUCUGGUGGAGGGAAUCGAGACGUCAUCAAAGAGCUGGAAGAAAUUGAGACAGGGCGACUGCUGCACCGGUUUCCUCACAACAAACUGGCAUCCUACCUCUCUGCUAUUCUUUCACUUCAGAGCAUCGUGCUACUUGGCAUCGGCGACGACUUGUUCGACAUCAGAUGGCGUCACAAGGUGCUCAUUCCAGCCUUUGCCGUCAUUCCAAUGCUGGUUGUGUAUUUUGUCGACUUUGGCGUCACUCAAAUGGUCGUACCCUUACCACUCAGGCCAUACCUCGGCGAGUUGUUUGAUCUGGGCUGGUUGUACUACAUUUACAUGGCACUAAUGUCCAUUUUCUCGUCGAACAGCAUCAACAUCCUGGCAGGCAUCAACGGCAUUGAAGUGGCCCAGUCGGUGGUUAUUGCGGUCUUGAUAGUUGGGAAUGACGUCCUCUACCUCUCGCCGUUCACGCCUUACCCGCAUCCAGCAACCGAUUCGCAUUUGUUUUCGCUGUAUCUCUUGCUACCUUUUAUCGGUGUAUCAGUGGCACUUUUGAUGCACAACUGGUAUCCGGCAAAGGUAUUUGUAGGCGACACAUACUGCUACUUUGCAGGCAUGGUCUUUGCGGUCGUGGCCAUCCUGGGCCAUUUUAGCAAAACGCUGAUCCUGCUCCUCCUGCCGCAAGCAUUCAACUUUGUAUACUCGGCUCCUCAGCUCUUCCACCUCGUACCGUGUCCCCGACAUCGGCUCCCGCACUUUAAUGCACGGACGGGCUUAUUAGAGCCCUCGCGCGUCGAGUUUCGCAAGCCACUGCGUCGACCGAUAGCGGAGAGCCUCAAGUUGCUGCACCGGCUUCGGCUGCUAGAUGUCGAGGUUGAUGCGAAAGGGCAGGCUGUAUCGUCCUCCAACUUUACGCUAAUCAACUUGUGGCUGGUGUGGUUUGGGCCGAUGCGGGAAGAUCGGUUGGCCAUGGGGCUGCUGGCCUUCCAGUUUGUGGUCGGGGCUCUGGGCUUGUUCAUCCGGCACCGUAUGGCGCUGCUGAUAUUUACGGUAGAUAACUGGUAGCAUGCCGUGCAUGGGGGUGGGGAGGUUGUGUGUAUGGCAUCAUCUUCGGGUGGGUUGAAUAUAUAUACAUGUAUAUAUACAAACUUCGGUUCACCAGGCAACACAACAUGGCAAUCGGUUGGCAAUGUGCUCCCC
Cucurbitaria berberidis CBS 394.84 is the source of this 1897-nucleotide messenger RNA. RefSeq names its product UDP-GlcNAc-1-phosphate transferase. Lineage: Eukaryota; Fungi; Ascomycota; Dothideomycetes; Pleosporales; Cucurbitariaceae. The transcript has 3 exons. The record is from RefSeq and is a predicted model, not a curated record. Gene Ontology annotation, molecular function: UDP-N-acetylglucosamine-dolichyl-phosphate N-acetylglucosaminephosphotransferase activity. Gene Ontology annotation, cellular component: membrane. Bases 386 to 1762 code for a protein of 458 amino acids. Gene Ontology annotation, biological process: protein N-linked glycosylation; dolichol-linked oligosaccharide biosynthetic process.